CUUCAACCUCCUCUCAACCCCUCAAAAGGUUUGUAAUGGCCGAACGAGUUGCACAACCAGGGCCUCAUGAUCGUUCAGUGUUAUUUAUGCUACCCGAUGAGCAUCGUGCCGAUCGUGUGUGGCAUGAAUCAUCAUUUCGUGACGUCAAACUGAAAUGCCAGCACUAUUCGAGAGAAGCCUACGUUGAGGAGGGUCCGCGUCAUCUUGGGGUGGUACAGUUGCUGAGAGUAUCGGGGUUUCAUGGUGUGGAGAGAAUAGGACAAUUGCAGUUAGAUUGGUCUCUUGUGACUGCGUUAGUGGAGAGGUGGAGACCCGAGGUACAUGCAUUUCAUUUGCCCUUUGGUGAGGUAGGCCUGACCCGAGGCAUCUCCAUUUCACUAGUGUUGAGUUUAAUCCAACACGAUAUAGUAAAUAUAUGUAUAAAUGUGUAUGAACAAGCUAUUUUUACGUGGAAACCCGGAAAGGGAGAAAACCACGGGACUUUUUAGGCUAAUGUCCAAGCCCUCUCUUUCUCAUUAGGACUCUCCUCACCAUUACAUAGUACAUUUUGAGCUCCCAUUAAUGGAGUCUUGUCA
Molecule: messenger RNA, 575 nt
Organism: Cuscuta epithymum
Lineage: Eukaryota; Viridiplantae; Streptophyta; Magnoliopsida; Solanales; Convolvulaceae
Source: the annotation of a GenBank genome assembly